AUGGUACAAACCGCGCAGGUUAUAUCCAUGCGUAAGGCCAGGUCAAGGAGCGACGUCAACACGUACGCGCUUACUUGUUUGCUAUGGGGAGGAGAGCGUAUCGUCAAAGAGCGCCGUGCUGCUUUUGAGCGUGUCGAGAAGGUGCUGGACACAUACGACAUUUCGAAACUCCCACGAUGCUACGCUGAAAACAACCGCGAGGCUCUAUUCGAGCAAGGCUUGCAGAUGAGCAAAGCCUGUCUUGACGACAUGCUUAAAUAUCAACACGAGCAUUUCGUCUGGAUCACUCCGCGCUACAACCUCGUUAACUCUAGUCCUUUUGGACAUAAGGCUAUCUUAUUCGAACCGGGCAUGGAGCACAACGGUACUGAGGAACAGAAGGCAAAGUGGCUCCCUCUCGCCAGAGCCGGCAAGAUUCUCGGUACAUACGCGCAGACUGAACUCGGCCACGGCUCAUUCGUUCGGGGUAUUGAAACUACCGCUACGUUCGACAAGGACACUGAUGAAUUCAUUGUUCAUACACCGACAAUCUCCUCGACCAAGUUCUGGCCUGCGGGUCUGGGCUUUUCAACUACACAUGGCACGGUUAUGGCUAGACUCAUUGUCGGCGAUGGGGAUCAUGGCCCACACAUCUUCCUUGUACAACUCCGGUCUGUGGAGGACGGCAAGCCCAUGCCUGGGAUCAAGAUGGGCGACGUCGGGUUGAAGCUCGGAUACAAUGAAGCAGAUAAUGGCUUCGCCUCGUUCGAUAGCGUCCGGAUCCCCCGGUCUCAAAUGCUCAUGGCCCAUAGUCAGCUCACACGUGAGGGGAAAUUCACCAAAGACUCGCUUCGUGCUAAGCUCUCAUACUCUGUGAUGCUGCUCGUCCGCGCCAAGAUGCCUGGCGUCUUUAGUGUUCAGCUAGCACAAGCCUUGACGAUCGCGACGCGCUACUCUGUAGUACGACAGCAGGGUCUAGGUCCUGCAGAUGCCUUUAGUACUGAGGCCAGUAUCCUUCACUACAAACACCAACACUUCCGUCUACUGAGUAUGAUUGCGAAGUCUUACGCCAUGUUUUUCGCCUCUCGCGUUUGCGACAUGCAUUACAACAAGCUUCGAGAGAUGCAGAGCAAGAAUGAUCAUUCUCUUCUGCCCUCUGUACACGCACUUACAGCUGGCCUCAAGGCAUACGUCACUUCUGAAGCUGCCGAUGGCGCUGAGGAUACGCGGAAGCUGUGUGGUGGGCAUGGGUACAUGGUCCUCUCAGGCCUGCCAGACAUUAUUGGUGCUUUGGCAGGUGGCGCGAUGUUUGAAGGAGAGAACUACGUCUUGUGGCAGCAACUUGGCCGACACCUACUCAAGCAGCUUGAUCGUUUGCAGGACGGUGAGCCAAUGGAGCCGCAGGUGCGGUAUCUCGCCGAGUUGAACCUGAAUGACACUUGUGUGGCCCAAGGCGAGGAGUUCCUCGAGUUCGACGUACAACUUUCCAUCUAUCGCGAUCGCGCGCAUCGCCUAAUUGUCAAGGCACAUAAAGCAAUUCGGGCUACUGAUAAGGAAACAGCCAAGGCUUGGAAUGAGUAUAUGAUGCUGCUCAUUUCUGCAUCACGGGCUCACAUUGAGUACUUCAUCUUGAAGUCGUUCAACGACACCAUUCAUUCCUUGCCUUACAACCCCACGGCUCCGGAGCUGCGAAUGAUAUUGUGCUGGAUGCAAGAUCUCUUCGCUCUCUCCACAACCAUAAACCCGCGCUCCGUUGACGUUUUGUCCUUUGCCGAGACAGCUGAUACUCGGCCACCGUAUCUGUCAUCAGCUCAACUCGACACUAUACGUUCACUCGUCAACAAACGACUCAAUGAACUCCCUCCUCAUAUCAUUGCAUUGACGGAUGCAUGGGACUUCUCGGACGCAAGUCUUUGUAGUGCUAUUGGCAUGCAUGAUGGAAACGUAUAUGAGAACAUUAUGCGCUGGGUAGAACAGCUACCUAUCAAUCAAAACGCGCAGAAGAAUGGGGGUGUACAGCAGGGCUGGAGGGAUUGGGUCGAUCCGAUCUUGAAGAGGCAGGUUAAAGUUCAAGCGAAGUUGUAG
Messenger RNA from Pyrenophora tritici-repentis Pt-1C-BFP, 2064 nucleotides. RefSeq lists its product as uncharacterized. The record is from RefSeq and is a predicted model, not a curated record. Gene Ontology annotation, cellular component: peroxisome. Gene Ontology annotation, biological process: lipid homeostasis; fatty acid beta-oxidation using acyl-CoA oxidase. Gene Ontology annotation, molecular function: FAD binding; acyl-CoA oxidase activity; fatty acid binding. Lineage: Eukaryota; Fungi; Ascomycota; Dothideomycetes; Pleosporales; Pleosporaceae.